Molecule: messenger RNA, 2023 nt
Organism: Osmerus eperlanus (European smelt)
Lineage: Eukaryota; Metazoa; Chordata; Actinopteri; Osmeriformes; Osmeridae
Product: protein EFR3 homolog B-like
Biological process (GO): protein localization to plasma membrane
Cellular component (GO): plasma membrane
Source: RefSeq, a predicted model, not a curated record
CCUUGUCCAGGCACCUGGACAACCACUCCCUGUGGGAGGGCAAGAGCUUCGCAGUGCGCUGCUUCAAGAUCAUCAUGUACUCGAUUCAGUCGCAGCACUCUCACCUGGUCAUCCAGCAGCUACUGGGUCACCUGGACGCCAACAGUAAGAACUCUGCGGUGCGUGCUGGGAUAGUGGAGGUGCUGCUGGAGGCAGCCGCCAUCGCAUCCAGCGGCUCCGUAGGCCCCACGGUGCUGGAGGUGUUCAACACUCUGCUGAGGCAGCUGCGCCUCAGCGUGGACUACGAGCUGACGGGCUCAUACGACACCGGCGGCAACAUCGGCGCCAAGAUCAUCAAGACCCACGAGGAGAGGCAGCUGCAGGAGGCCGUCAUCAGGACCAUCGGGUCGUUUGCUAACACCCUGCCUACCUACCAGCGCUCUGAGGUAAUGCUGUUCAUCAUGGGCAAGAUCCCUGUCCCUGGAGUCCACCCUGGACUCACUUCAGCUGUCUCUGGGCCUGAGGCGACCAGGAUGAUCCAGGUGAUGCUGCUCAAGUCCCUGGUUCAGGUGACCACAGGCUUCCAGACCACCAACAUCCUGACAGCCCUGCCCACCUCCUUCCUGGAGCCCCUGUUGUCUCUGCAGGACGACCCCCAGGUCAGGCUCCUGGUGCUCAGCAUCCUCCUCAGCCUCAUCGAUCGCCAUGACAACCGUCCCAAGUUCUCUAACAUCAGCAUCCUGGCAGACAUCUCCGUGCUCAAGCUCAAAGUGGACAAGUGUUCCAGACAGGACAACUUGUUCAUGAAGAAGCAUGCCCAGCAGCUGUACCGUCACAUCUACGUGGGCUGUAAGGAGCAGAGCAGUAGCCAGCCCCACUACGAGAGCCUCUACACCCUCCUGGCCCUCAUCAGCAUGGAGCUAGCCAACGAGGAGGUGGUGGUGGACCUCAUACGCCUGACCCUGGCCCUGCAGGACCUGGCUCUGUCCCCGGAGGAAUCUCUGUCCGUGUACAACCGCUGUGCCGUCCACGCUCUCGCCGCCGCCUACCUCAACCUCAUCUGCCAGCUCACCACCGUCCCUACCUUCUGCCAGCACAUCCACGAGGUGAUAGAGGUGAGGCAGAAGGACUUCCCCCACCUCCUACCAGAGGACGUCUUCAUAGACAACCCCAAACUCCCAGCCUCUCUAGAGAAGCUGGAAGGGGAGGUGCUGUUCCAGCAGUCCAAGAUCACUGAGGUUCUGGGGGGCAGCGGCUACAACACAGACCGGCUGGCCACACCCUACGUACCCCAGUUCACAGAUGAGGACCGCCUGUCAAAGAGGAAGAGCAUCGGAGAGACCAUCUCACUGCAGGUGGAGGUGGAGUCCAGGAACAGUCCGGAGAAGGAGGAGAAGACUCCAGCAGAGGAGAUCACGUUCGAAACCUUGAAGAACGCCAUUGUGGACAGUGUGGGGAUGGAGGAGCAGGAGAAAGAGCGCCGGAGGCUGGUGGUGGAGAAGUUCCAGAAGGCCCCCUUCGAGGAGAUAGCUGCCCACUGUGGUGCCCGGGCCACCUUGCUGCAGAGCAAACUCAAUCAGAUCUUCGAGAUCACCAUCAGGCCUCCUCCCAGCCCGUCCGGAACCAUCUCAUCAGGCUACGGCCAGACGCAGAGCCGCUCGGUCCCCGUCUACGAGAUGAAGUUCCCCGACCUCUGUGUCUACUAGGAUGCGGGGCCAGGGGUCACCACUGGGGGGGGGGGGGGGGGGGGGGGGGGAGAUGGAGGAGUGUGUGUGUGUGUGUGUGGGGGGGUGAUACUGUAAAGGGAGAGUGCCAGAGAGAGGGAGAGGGUUAUUACCCUCAGUUGUCCCAACAGGCUACGCAAGCCUCUGUCACUGUGAAUCCUGGCGAGAUAGAAAACCAACAAAGGACUCUAAGCAAACCGUUAAACAAACAAAACUAAAACAUCUGAGGACGCAGCAUGACCUCUCACCCCUACACCCUCUCACCCCUCCACCCUCUCACCCCUACACCCUCUCACCCCUACACCCUCUCACCCCUACAC